UGGAAUCUCGUAUGCGACAACGACUGGAAGGGACCCCUGAGCACCUCCCUGUUCUUCGUGGGUGUCCUGCUUGGAUCUUUCAUAUCAGGACAGCUCUCAGACAAGUUUGGCAGGAAGAAUGUGCUGUUUGCAACUCUGGCAAUGCAGACUGGCUUCAGCUUCCUACAGAUCUUCUCUACCAGCUGGGAGAUGUUUUCAGUGUUCUUUGUGCUGGUCGGCAUGGGACAGAUAUCUAACUACGUGGCAGCGUUUGUUCUUGGCACAGAAAUCCUUGGCAAAUCGAUUCGCGUGCUGUUCUGCACUCUGGGCGUUUGCAUAUUUUACGCGUUUGGCUACAUGCUGCUGCCACUGUUUGCUUUCUUCAUCAGAGACUGGCGGAUGCUGCUGCUGGCGCUCACCGUCCCGGGGCUGCUCUUCGUCCCGCUCUGGUGGAUCAUUCCAGAAUCUCCGCGGUGGCUCAUCUCCCAGGGGAGAUUUCAAGAGGCAGAAGACAUCAUCCGAAAGGCUGCAAAAACUAAUGGUGUUACAGCCCCAGAUGUAAUAUUUGACCCUAGUGAGCUGCAAGACUUGAAUUCCCAGAAGCAGCAGACGUACACCAUUUUGGAUCUGAUGAGAACCCGAAAUAUCCUGACUAUCACAAUUAUGUCAGUGAUUCUUUGGUAA
Messenger RNA from Tauraco erythrolophus (red-crested turaco), 663 nucleotides. The record is from RefSeq and is a predicted model, not a curated record. NCBI's taxonomy places the organism in Eukaryota, Metazoa, Chordata, Aves, Musophagiformes, Musophagidae.